UGUUAAACAUUCAUCUACGUAGAUAUGUUCGUCGUAAUUACAUUACUAAUUGUUCUAACAAUUAUAAUUUAUAUAAAUUUCAUUGGAAAAUACAAUGAAAAGUAUUGGAAGAAACGUGGAGUCAAACUUUACGAAGAUAACAAAAUUUUAGGGAUUUAUUGGAAAUUGUUGACCAAGAAUCGUGCUUUGUUUCUACAAUUGAGUGAUAUCUACAAACAAUAUGCAGGUGAUCCAGCUGUAGGUGUCGCCUCUCUGUUUACACCAACUUUGUACGUAAUAGAUCCUGAAAAUGUUCAUCAUGUUAUGCAUACAGAUUUUCCAGCAUUUAACCAUAGAGGUUUCAUAGUAAAUGAAGACGAUCCCUUAUCUGAUAGUAUUCUGCAAAUGAAUGGAGUUAGGUGGAAGCUAAUGAGACAAAACAUGACUCCAUUGUUCACUAGUGCUAAGCUUAAGAACAUGUUCUACAUAAUAGAAAAAAGCAGUCGAGACUUCGUUGAAUAUUUAAAACAAAACCCAGAUAAAUUAAAAGGUGAUACUUACAACACGCUAACAAUUUUUUGUUGCAAAGCGAUAGGAGCAACUGUUUUUGGUAUUGACACAAAACCUGAAAUUAUUUCACCCUUUUUUAAAGCAAUCAGAGAUUCUUUUCGUCCGUCCUUAUGGAAUAGCACUAGAUACACUAUUAUGAUGGCAAGCCCGCGACUUUUUACACUUUUACGCCUAAAGCAAUUAGCAACAUUUAAAACAUUCUUUAUUAACGCCAUCAAACAAAUACUACGACGGAGGGAACAAGAGAAUUCAAGGAAAUACGAUUUCGCUGACAUAUGUGUUAGUAUACAACAAAGAGGUAUGAUGACAGAUCAAGAUACAGGAUACGAGUUAGUACCUACUGAUGAGUUAUUAGCUGCUCAAGGUUUCUUCUUCUUCUCUGCUGGCGUUGAACCAAUAGCCACAGCUAUAUUUAGCGUUCUUAUUCAAUUAGGAAAGCAUUUAGAUAUAUUGCAACGUGUCCAAUUAGAAAUUGAUGAGAUUUACAGAAAAUACGAUGGACAGAUAAGUUAUGAUGCAAUUAUAGAGACUGAGUAUUUGGACAAAGUGAUUAAUGAAUCUUUAAGGCUACAUACUCCAAUAAAUUUUAUAAUCAGACAUUGCGAAAGAGAAUCAGUAUUGCCAGUGGGAAAUAUUAAGGUCGAGAAAGGAACUAAAUUGUAUCUGCCGAUACGCGAUUUUCAUUUAGACCCGAAGUAUUUUCCAAAUCCACACACGUUUGAUCCAGAGAGGAAUUUAAUACAACAUGGAAGUGAAACGGUUUAUAUACCCUUCGGAAAGGGUCCUAGAGGAUGUAUAGGAGUUAGGUAUGCCCGGCUACAAAUGAAAACCGCUUUGGUACAUUUGUUGCAACAUUUUAAUGUUAAAACUAUUACGAAUGAAAAACAACCCAGCUUUAUAUGCGAUAUCUUUCAAUUAAGGUUCAAAAAUAUUGAUGUGAAAUUAUCUGCACGGAUUUGAAUAUCACAAUACAUGCUGCAAAUUAUAAGCUGAAUAAUUAAGUAUAAUAAUUAAGUACAAUUUCAAUGAAGAUAUUAUGCGAAUCAAUUUUAGAGCUAUAAAAAUUAUAUGUAAUAUAUAAAAAUUAAAUAAAAUACUUUUAAUAUU
Molecule: messenger RNA, 1656 nt
Organism: Galleria mellonella (greater wax moth)
Lineage: Eukaryota; Metazoa; Arthropoda; Insecta; Lepidoptera; Pyralidae
Product: cytochrome P450 6B5-like
Exons: 1
Coding region: 25-1509 (494 amino acids)
Molecular function (GO): oxidoreductase activity, acting on paired donors, with incorporation or reduction of molecular oxygen; heme binding; iron ion binding
Source: RefSeq, a predicted model, not a curated record